AUGGCUGUUCCUCUGGCGGAAUUCUGCCGUCAGUUGCCCAAGGUGGAACUUCAUGCUCAUCUCAAUGGCUCCAUCAGUUCUGCUACCAUGCAGACUCUGCUCAAGCGCUACAAAAACCGGUUAGAAAGGGAAGGAAACGAGACGCCACAGCUGUGGGAGACCACCAUACUAAAGGGGGAAAAGCGAGCCCUUGCCGAUUGCUUCUUGAUGUUCAAGAUGAUUCACACACUUGUCAAUGACGAAGAAUCGGUUCGAAUUGUGGCUCAUGAGGUAGUCAGGGAAUUUGCUGAUGAUGGGGUGGUGUAUUUAGAACUUAGGUCAACACCAAGGGCCAAUCCUGCUACAGGCAUGACUAAACACUCUUAUGUGCAGGCCAUUUUGUGUGGUAUAGAUAAAGCCUUAUCUGAGUGUCGCACAACCAUGCAUGUGCGUCUUCUACUGUCGAUUGAUCGCCGCCAGUCUGUGGCUGAGGCUAUGGACACAGUUGAACUGGCCCUUGCUCAUGUGGAACAGACUCCUCAUCACACUAGAGUGGUUGGAAUUGACCUGAGUGGAGAUCCAACUGUGGGAGAUAUCCCCGCUCUACUUCCAGUUCUCCAUUCAGCAAAAGAGCGGGGUUUGAAACUUUCUCUUCACGUAUCAGAAAUUCCUCAGCGUAAUGAGGAGACGGCAUUGCUCCUCUCUGUUUGUCCUGAUCGACUGGGACAUGGUACUUUUAUUCAUCAGGAGGCUGGAGGUAGUCCAGAAUUGGAGGAAAGAGUGUUGGCCAUGAAGACCCCAAUAGAAGUAUGCCUCACAUCUAAUGUUAAAGGCCAAACUGUGUCAAACUACGAAAAUCAUCAUUUGCCCUUGUGGCACAAAAGGGGCCACCCUAUAGUAAUAUGCACAGAUGACAAAGGUGUCUUCUCCACUACUCUGUCAGAGGAGUAUGCUAUUGCUGGUGAAACAUUUUUCCUUAGCCAGGAGCAGCUAAGGCAGCUAGCCUCACAUGCAGUGGAACACAUAUUUGAGCAUGAUCUCAAAAACGAGUUAUUGAAGUUGUCUGAUGUAUAA
Geodia barretti is the source of this 1053-nucleotide messenger RNA. The record is from the annotation of a GenBank genome assembly. Lineage: Eukaryota; Metazoa; Porifera; Demospongiae; Tetractinellida; Geodiidae.